GAGGCUUGCACGUGCUGUUUCAUUUACAUAUACAGAACAUACACAAUUACACAUACUCAAAAGAGCACCGGAUGAAUUUCAAAGCUUCUCGGAGAAGCUUCCUCUGCAGAAGGACAAUCCAGCUGCAAUUGAUAUUAUAAUUCAGUAUAUUAACAAUUCAAAAUUCAAAAUUCAAAACUGCAUAUUAGCACCGUAUCUCCCGCUUCUCUUCUUCCAUGUAAUAUCUAUUAUAUUUUGAUUCUUAAAACUUCUUUCCUGUAACCUCUCUUCUGAAGUACUACUCUUCAUAACGAUUUCUUUCAAUCUUAUUUGCAGGCUAAACUUUGUUCACAAAAUGUUUGAUGAUAUGUGCGGAAGAAAACCUCUUUCUCUCCAUAGUUUCUAUCGUGCUCUACCAAAAUGACAACUCUUGGUGACGGAGGAUAUGAUUGCGGCCGAAUUUUGUCCGGAAACUGUUUGAUGAUAUGUUCAAAAGAACAAAAUCGAUGAAUAUAUAUCACUAUAUACUCAGGAUGGGUUCUUACCUCAGUUAUUAUGUCCAGGGGACCGUAUGCGUGCUUAAUAGAUCAAGAAGAAAAGUGUAGGUGGGUUGGCAAUCUCUGCGCUAAAUCCAUGGUGUGAUUAAUAGGGAUGUGCUUGCUUUAUACUUUGAUAAUCCAGUGUCUCUAUUCAAGCAGCCUAAGACAUGGAAAGGUGACUACUAUCAAUAUCGUGCUGAGUUCAAGACUGACCAGACAAAGAAAGAAUGCUCUAACAAAUCAUUGAAAGGCUAUGAAGCAUGCUGCUUCUGAAACUGCAAAUAAAGAACUCCAUUCAAUGCACCCAAUCCGUCUAGGGCUUGCUCGGAAUUUCCACGUCUUCUACUACGAGAUAAUGAAUUCCCCUGAGAGGGCUUGCCAAUUAGCUAAACAAGCUUUUGAUGAGGCAAUUGUAGAGCUCGAUACCUUGAGCGAAGAGUCCUACAAGGACAGCACCUUAAUUAUGCAGCUGUUAAGAGACAAUCUCAUUUUGUGGACCUCUGAUUUACCGGAGGAUGGAGGAGGGGCAUUGGGUGGCAUCUGCUGAAAACAAGUGAAGAACUAAUUUCUCAUAUGAGUCCGUCGAGUGAAAUUUACUAGCAUUGCAGGAUGAUUGAUUCUGCUCCACUGACCAUGUAUACAAAAGAUAGUUUCAUUGUCAGAGAAGAUAGUUUUGGGUGAGACUGUGAGACAUUGUCCUGCAUUGGUGGAAAUCUGGCAGAAAAAAUAGGGUUAUUGAUUGGUGCACAGUGUCGAGAGAAAAUGGGUUUUGGGGAUAGUUAAGACAGAAAUGAGAUGAGGGGAGGGGAGGUGCUGUGAGAUAGUGAGCAUGCAACAUCAAAGAUUUGAUUUGCCCUUCUUUGAAUAUUUUUUUUUCUUUUAUUUGAAGCUGUAUGUGAUAAUAUUCAAUUUAAGAACAAAAUGUUAAUAUGUUAUUAAUUCCAAUAAUUAAUAAUAUUCAUAUACCAUAAUGUCAUUUUUUUUUUGGA
Messenger RNA from Daucus carota subsp. sativus, 1507 nucleotides. Its product is annotated as 14-3-3-like protein. The coding region runs from base 772 to 1065 and encodes 97 amino acids. Gene Ontology annotation, cellular component: cytoplasm. Gene Ontology annotation, biological process: intracellular protein localization; signal transduction. The record is from RefSeq and is a predicted model, not a curated record. The transcript has 9 exons. NCBI's taxonomy places the organism in Eukaryota, Viridiplantae, Streptophyta, Magnoliopsida, Apiales, Apiaceae.